GCAGCGAGGUCACGUGAGGGGGGACGGAGGCGGGGUCGCCGGGGAGGAGGAGGAGGGGCGCGCGGCUUCCGGCGGCUGGGGGGCCGGCGAGCGGAGCGGGGGGGCCCUGUCCCGGAGGUGGCGGCGGCGCCAUCUUGGCGAAGGGGGGAUCAGGAAGUGCGGACCGCGGCGGCGGCGGCGGCGGCGGCGGCGGAGCCCGGAGCGGAGGCCGGAGGCUCCCGGCCCGCCGGCCCCGGAGCGGAGCGGAGCGGAGGAUGCAGCAGCCGCAGCCGCAGGGGCAGCAGCAGCCGGGGUCGGGGCAGCAGCUGGGGGGCCAGGGGGCGGCGCCGGGGGCCGGGGGCGGCCCGGGGGGGGGCCCAGGGCCGGGGCCCUGCCUGAGGCGGGAGCUGAAGCUGCUCGAGUCCAUCUUCCACCGCGGCCACGAGCGCUUCCGCAUUGCCAGCGCCUGCCUGGACGAGCUGAGCUGCGAGUUCCUGCUGGCUGGGGCCGGAGGGGCCGGGGCGGGGGCCGCGCCCGGACCGCAUCACCCCCCACGGGGGUCGGUGCCUGGGGAUCCCGUCCGCAUCCACUGCAACAUCACGGAGUCAUACCCUGCCGUGCCCCCCAUCUGGUCAGUGGAGUCCGAUGACCCUAACUUGGCUGCUGUCUUGGAGAGGCUGGUGGACAUAAAGAAAGGGAAUACUCUGCUACUGCAGCAUCUGAAGAGGAUCAUCUCCGACCUGUGUAAACUCUACAACCUCCCUCAGCAUCCAGAUGUGGAGAUGCUGGAUCAGCCCUUGCCAGCAGAGCAGUGUACACAGGAAGAUGUGUCUUCGGAAGAUGAAGAUGAAGAGAUGCCUGAGGACACAGAAGACCUAGAUCACUACGAAAUGAAAGAAGAAGAGCCAGCUGAGGGCAAGAAAUCUGAAGAUGAUGGCAUCGGAAAAGAAAACUUGGCCAUACUAGAGAAAAUUAAAAAGAACCAGAGGCAAGAUUACUUAAAUGGUGCAGUGUCUGGCUCGGUGCAGGCUACUGACCGGCUGAUGAAGGAGCUCAGGGAUAUAUACCGAUCACAGAGUUUCAAAGGCGGAAACUAUGCAGUCGAACUCGUGAAUGACAGUCUGUAUGAUUGGAAUGUCAAACUCCUCAAAGUUGACCAGGACAGCGCUUUGCACAAUGAUCUCCAGAUCCUCAAAGAGAAAGAAGGAGCCGACUUCAUCCUACUUAACUUCUCUUUUAAAGAUAACUUCCCCUUUGACCCGCCAUUUGUCAGGGUUGUGUCUCCAGUCCUCUCCGGAGGGUAUGUUCUGGGCGGAGGUGCCAUCUGCAUGGAGCUUCUCACCAAGCAGGGCUGGAGCAGCGCCUACUCAAUAGAGUCAGUGAUCAUGCAGAUCAGUGCCACACUGGUGAAGGGAAAAGCACGCGUGCAGUUUGGAGCCAACAAAUCUCAAUACAGUCUGACAAGAGCACAGCAGUCCUACAAGUCCUUGGUGCAGAUCCACGAAAAAAACGGCUGGUACACACCCCCGAAGGAAGAUGGCUAACCUUGGAGUGCCAUCCCCUUCCUCCUUCCCCCGGCACCACUGGACCAAUUACCUUUGAAUGCUGUAUUUGGAUCUCACGCUGCCUCUGUGGUUCCCUCCCUCAUUUUUCCUGGACGUGAUAGCUCUGCCUAUUGCAGGACAAUGAUGGCUAUUCUAAACGCUAAGGAAAACAAAAAACAAACAAAAAAAACAAACACAGAACUGUUUCAAGUACUCAAGACUGACUUACAGACCAACCAACCACCUGGCUGGAACCCUUGCUAGCAGGCAUUCUUAUAAAAGAAACUUUCGAGCCUCCUUAUAUUGCUGGAAACUCAGCUGUGCUCCAGACUAGAGCCUCCUUACCUAUGCUAUGGAUUUUUAAUUUAUUUUCUCUUAUUUCAUGUACACUGCUUUUUUUGGUUACAGUGUAUGAUGGAUGUGUAUGAAAAAAAAUGUAUCUUUGGGAAAACAAUUACAGUUUGUUAAUUUGAA
Messenger RNA from Hippopotamus amphibius kiboko, 1997 nucleotides. It is a transcript of the gene UBE2Q1, whose product is annotated as ubiquitin conjugating enzyme E2 Q1. The record is from RefSeq and is a predicted model, not a curated record. The transcript is spliced from 13 exons. NCBI's taxonomy places the organism in Eukaryota, Metazoa, Chordata, Mammalia, Artiodactyla, Hippopotamidae. The coding region runs from base 255 to 1523 and encodes 422 amino acids.